AUGCAUCUUAAAGAAAAUCAGAUGGCGACGCUAGGAUAUGCUCGAAAACCUCAAGACGGUCGCACCUCUGGUAAUCGCGUGUCCCUGCUUCAAAAAAUGGUCGACCGUCUGUUCAAAGAUGGCCUGGUCGAGAUGACCUUUUUCUCCCCGGCCGCCAAUGCUUCAACGAGGCUCCUGGAGCACGAAAGCGGCCGUCGCAACAAGCAUAUCGUUGGGUACCGCUUCGAAAUAUCGACACGGCGACAAACCUUGGUUGAUAAGUCCCAAGCAUCCAAAUUACGGGGCCUAGGUCGUUGGGAAGAAUUUGAACAGGAGUGA
Molecule: messenger RNA, 318 nt
Organism: Radiomyces spectabilis
Lineage: Eukaryota; Fungi; Mucoromycota; Mucoromycetes; Mucorales; Radiomycetaceae
Exons: 1
Coding region: 1-318 (105 amino acids)
Source: RefSeq, a predicted model, not a curated record